Messenger RNA from Ostertagia ostertagi, 648 nucleotides. The record is from the annotation of a GenBank genome assembly. Lineage: Eukaryota; Metazoa; Nematoda; Chromadorea; Rhabditida; Trichostrongylidae.
AUGAAUGUACUCAAAAGAAUAACCGCAGGAACUGGUGCAUCACUGAAAUCAUUGAAAACUGCCAGAAGUGAUGUGACUCCAGAAAAAGUCACUGUUGUUGUUACCGAAGCGCCGGAGAAGCCAAAGGUGAGUAUCAAAGGCCUGACAUUGGACGAGACAGGUGCCAAGACCACAAGCAACGAACAUACUCAUGGCCAAGACACGACAACAACAGGAACUCACGAAACACCUCAAGCAUCAAGGGCUUCUGCAGAAGCAGAUAAACCUCCGGAGAAACCCCUCGGAGAGGCGCAGAAACCUCUGGAGAAGCCCCUUGCAGAAGCUCAGAAACCUCCGGAGAAAACUCCAGCUGCAGCACCGAAACCUGCGGAGAAACCCCCUGCAGCAGCGCCAAAACCUGCGGAGAAACCUCCUGCAGAAGAGCAGAAACCUUUGGAGAAAAUCGCUGAAGAAGUCGAAAGUAAACGCGCUCAGCCUGAACUCACACAUGAGGAAGCGUUGGGACUCAAGACCGUUGUUGUUGAUGACAAGAAACCAGUCGCUAAAACAGAACUCACCACUGAGCAAGCGUUGGCAAUCAAGGACGUUCAUGUUGAUGACAAAAAGAGGGUGACGCAGGCUAAAACCGAAGCGACCACCACAGAUUCU